Messenger RNA from Cryphonectria parasitica EP155, 1529 nucleotides. RefSeq lists its product as uncharacterized. Bases 73 to 570 code for a protein of 165 amino acids. NCBI's taxonomy places the organism in Eukaryota, Fungi, Ascomycota, Sordariomycetes, Diaporthales, Cryphonectriaceae. Gene Ontology annotation, cellular component: mitochondrion; peroxisome; cytoplasm. Gene Ontology annotation, biological process: hydrogen peroxide catabolic process; cellular response to oxidative stress; cell redox homeostasis. Gene Ontology annotation, molecular function: thioredoxin peroxidase activity. The record is from RefSeq and is a predicted model, not a curated record. The transcript has 4 exons.
GUUAUCACCACUCAAUCUGUUGAAUUUAGACCACAAAUUCAAACAACAAAACACAAACCACAGACCCUCAAGAUGGCUUCCCUCGUCGGUCAGCAGUUUCCGGAGGAUGUCUCCUUCACGUAUGUCCCCUACACGCCGGAGAAGGCCGGCCUGAACGCCUGUGGACUUCCCCAGAAAUAUGAUGCUAGCAAAGAGUUCAAGGAAAAGAAGGUCGUCCUCGUCGCCGUCCCCGGUGCCUUCACCCCGACCUGCAGCGAGAAGCACGUCCCGACCUUCAUCGAGCAGAAGGAGGCCCUCAAGGCCAAGGGUGUUGAUAAGGUGAUCGUGAUUGCAUACAACGAUCCGUUCGUUAUGAGUGCCUGGGGCAAGUCGAACGGCGUCACGGAUGAUUUCAUCAUCUUCGCGAGUGACGGCGAGACCAAGUUCUCCAAGCAGAUCGGCUGGACCAUGGGCGAGAGAACAGGCCGGUAUGCGCUGGUCAUUGACCACGGUAAGGUCACCUACGCUGAGCAGGCUGCCAAGGGUGGCGUCGAGGGAACGGAUGCUGCGUCUGUUCUGGCGAAGCUGUAGAUGUGCGCGGCCAAUGACACUGUCAUUCACACAAAUAUUGGUUGAUCCCUCGCUGAAGUGUCCCUGGGGGGGCGACUCGAGAGAUAUUUGCUAUAGACAAGACCUAGAUUGCUGCUACAUCUCAGUCCAAUAGAAAGCUCGCCAUCUCUACUCAAUCGCUGUGCAGCUUCGUAUACACGCGAGGAGGUCGUCACCGCAAGUGCCAUAUGGACAGGUUCUCUUGAUCAAUGCAUAAGUUGCUCGGUCUGUAAGCUACCUAUGCGUCGCGCGGAAAUCAUGUCCCUGCUCGUAAGGGGUCCCGUCCAUGCAACCUUUCCCCCUCGGUAGAGGUUCCCUUUUCAAGACCCAACAGGCUUUCCUUCUUAAAGCACAACAAGGUAGAGAGAACCCGACUCCAGCCCGCCAUUUUGCCCCGUGAAUCUCAAAUUGAUUGAUGUCAUUUGUUUGUCCCGGAGACCUAGAGAAAAAAAGCAGAUGCCAACCCAGUCUCGUCUUCCACCUCUCUCAAGCCAUCACCGUCACCAUUUAUCGGGUGGUGGCCUUGACCUUGGGAGCAGAGCCCUUGGCACCCUGCUUUCCGACAAUCCGCUGGGUCUGGCCCUUGGAUGCCUGAGCGGCGUUCUUGGCCUUCUCUGCCUUCUUGGCCGCGGCGGCCUCAGCCUUCUUCUCCUUGCUCUCCUUGAUGGCAGCCUGGCGGGCGGCGGAGCGCGCCUCAGGGCGCAUGGAGCGCUUCUCCUUGAUCACAUCGAGCGAGGCACCAACGAUGGCACGCUGGGCCUUGACAGUUCGGCGAGUGCGCUUCUUGGCGGUUUCCUCAGUGAUACCCUUGCGGUGCUGGCGGCGGUAGAGGACAGUCCAGGCAAUACGACGAGGGUUCUUGCGCUGGAGGAAGAGGGACUCGGAUUUGCCGUUCUGGAAGCGGAAGAUCUUGGAGUCUCCACGGACGUAGAGCUUACCCU